CAAAAUAAUAUUGUUUAUGAUAGUUUUCAAAAAUAUUAUCAUACAAUCAAGAAUUUAAUGAUGUUAGAAUUAUGGUCUUUAAUUCAAGACGAAUAUAAUAUGAAUGAUUCAUUAAAAAGAGUUUUUCAAGUGGAUAUUAAAAAUUUACAUGUAACUUCGGAACAAAUGCAGAAAAAUCAAAAAAUGUUUAAUUUAGAAUGCCAAUUAUUACUUACCAAACAAGAUGAUCAAAAUAUGAUUCAUCCCAAAAUCGGCGACGCUCUCAUUUUAAAAUUGACUACAGAAAAUAAAAAUGGAAUACAAGAGUCAACAAAUCGAUUUGGAUAUGUAACUUCUAUUCAUAAACAAUCAAUUCACCAAACGCGUGAUGAAUUACCAUUACACUUAAGUAAGUAUAAAAAUGUGAUGUUAGUUAAUAAUCCUCAAGUUUUGGUAACUUUCAUGGUUUUGACUAAAUGGGAUCCGAAUAAAUUAGUAACAGAAAACUGUAUCCCGGUAAGACGUCUUGGUCGCAUUAUAGGUGUAAUGAAAGAAUUUACAGCUCUUCAAAAACUACCUCAAUCACCUUUAAUGCCUUUAAUAUUAAAUCCAAAUAACUUGAACAAGAUAAAGAAUCAUUAUAAUGUGGAAAUUUUAAGUAAUAGUGCUUUAAAUGUUGACCAAAGAGAAAUUAUAUUUCAAGUAACUGGUUCUUGUUUAUCAUCAGAUCCAACGAUUAGUUUAAUACAUGGACCACCAGGGACUGGAAAAUCAUUUUUGAUCGUGAAUUUAGUAAUGCAUUUAUUAUAUGGAAAUAAUCGUUAUAAUAAUUGUGUUGAAAAUCGUAAUAAUUUACCAAGAAUUUUAAUAUGUGCACCAACAAACUCAGCAAUUGAUGAUAUCGUACUUAAAUUAUUAAAUGUUCGUAAAAAAAUUGCCAAACCACAAAUUACAUUUCGUAUGGUUCGUGUCGGCCAGAGAAAUAAAAUGCACCCUUCUGUGCAAAGCAUAUCUUUACAAACAUUAAAGGAAUACAAUUCAAAUUUGGGAAUGUUUAAAGAAAGUGAUGGAUUUAAUAAGGCAUUGAAUAAUAAACAAAAUUCGCAAAUGAAUAAUAUCAAAAAUGAUGCAUUAUUUCAACAAAAUAAGCCAAGGAAAGUUAUUGAUGAAGAUAUAAUUAUUAAAAAAGCGGAUAUAAUUUGUACAACUUUAGGAAGUUCUUACAGUGCACAAUUGGAACGUUUGGCCAAGACAAAAUCUUUUCGUUUUACUACGUGCAUCAUAGACGAAGCAACUCAGUGUACUGAACCAACUGCCUUAUUACCAUUAAUGUUAGGUAUUGAUUCUCUAGUCUUAGUUGGUGAUACCAAACAAUUGCCAGCUACCAUUAAAUCUCAGGAAGCCAAAAAGUAUGGAUUAGGCCAAUCGUUAUUUGAACGUAUUGAAAAGUGUUUUUCUAUGAAUAAAAUAGAUAAUUGUCCAAAUAUUCGAAGUUUAUCAGUUCAAUACCGAAUGCAUCCAGAAAUUAUGGAAUUUCCCAAUAAAUAUUUUUAUGGUAAUCGACUCAAAAACAGUCAAAAUGUGUAUGACUACAGAUUUCCAUUAAUACCAUACCAACUGUUUCUUCACGAGUUUGAACAAUGUAGUUCUAUGGAUAAUUCGCGAGAAGCGGAAUUUAUUUUAAAUAUGUUGAAAACUAUUUUAAAUGAAGUGAAUAAUAAAGUGACGAUUGGUAUCAUUACACCAUAUCAAAAUCAGCGUACAAGAAUUAUGAAAAUUUUAGAAAAUAUUGAAAGAAAAGAAGAUAUUGUUGUAAAUACAGUAGAUGGCUUUCAAGGGCAAGAGAAAGACAUCAUAAUAUUAUCAUGUGUACGAACAGAAGGAUUUGGUUUUUUAGCUGAUGAUCAACGAUUAAAUGUAGCACUAACUCGAGCAAAACAUGCAUUUUACAUAGUGGGAAAUUUUCAAGCUUUACAGAUGAACCCUACAUGGAGAGCUUUAAAAGAUGAUGCAGAACAUAGAAAAAAAAUUUUCUAUACAAAAAACGUAAUGAUUUCUCAGGACGUUUUUUCAAAAAUUCUUAAAGAUAAAAAUUUUGUAAAAUAACUUAGAAAAGAUAUAAUUUUUGUAACCAAGACUGAGGUAGCAAUCUUCACGUAUUUUUUAUAGCGAUAUCCAACUUUUCGAUAGCGAAGAUCCAAAAUUAAUUCGUUUUAAUUUUAGCCGACACCACGGUAGAGAGAAUUAUAAGAUAUGGGAC
Molecule: messenger RNA, 2239 nt
Organism: Chrysoperla carnea
Lineage: Eukaryota; Metazoa; Arthropoda; Insecta; Neuroptera; Chrysopidae
Product: helicase sen1-like
Exons: 9
Coding region: 58-2085 (675 amino acids)
Biological process (GO): termination of RNA polymerase II transcription
Cellular component (GO): nuclear body
Molecular function (GO): helicase activity; transcription termination site sequence-specific DNA binding
Source: RefSeq, a predicted model, not a curated record